Symbiodinium natans is the source of this 1776-nucleotide messenger RNA. Lineage: Eukaryota; Dinophyceae; Suessiales; Symbiodiniaceae. The record is from the annotation of a GenBank genome assembly.
AUGAGCGUAGGCGCCAUGGAUCUCCAGCCGAUCUCAGAGAGUUUGCAGCAGCUGGCCGUGGAUGGCGCGGUGGAAAUUGAGCGUUUGAAGCAAGUCCUCCUGAAGAUUGGAAUGAACGGCUCAGAUGCAGAUUCUGUGUUGCAGCUCUGUCAGAGCGACGGCAAGGUCCAGAUCUCAGAGUUCAUGGCUUGGCUCUCCGCAAAGCAGAGUCAGCCAAAGCACCAGUGCGUGGCAUGGAACGACAACUUGAUCUUGGCCACUGACAGUUACAAGUUCAGCCACUGGAAGCAGUACCCCCCAGGUACAGAGUACGUGUAUAGCUACUUUGAGAGCCGCGGCUGCGACCGCGGGUGGGACAACGUUGUGUUUUUUGGCCUGCAAUACUUCUUGAAGCGCUAUCUUCUUGGGACAGUGAUCACGCGGGAGAAAAUCGAUGAAGCGGCUGCCCUUUGCUCGGAGCAUUUCAACGGAGAAGGCUUGUUCUACAAGGAAGGCUUCGAGUACAUUCUGGAGAAGCACGGAGGCAAGCUGCCGAUAUCUAUCAAAGCCAUACCCGAAGGGAUGGUCAUGCCCACGCGUACGGCUCUUUUCACAAUGGUGAACACAGACCCGAAGUGCUUCUGGUUGACCAACUUUCUUGAGACUCUGUUGGUUCAGGUGUGGUACCCGAUGACUGUUUGCACGAACAGCCGGUACCAAAAGCUGUCGAUCCACCAGGAACUAGAAGCCACUGGCAAUGAUUUCUGGGCCAUUCCUGGAGGCUCUGCCUUCAAGUUGCAUGACUUCGGCUUCCGUGGCGUCUCGUCUGUGGAGUCUGCGGCGCUUGGAGGAGCAGCACACUUGGUCAACUUUCUUGGGACAGACACGGUGGCAGCUUUGCUUUGCACAAAGAAGUACUACCACGCCAAGAAAGCCGCAGGCUUUUCCAUCCCAGCAUCUGAGCACUCUACCAUCACCUCUUGGGGUGUGGAGGGUGAAGUUGAUGCCAUGAAGAACAUGUUGUCACAAUAUCCACAAGGUUUGGUGGCAUGUGUCAGUGAUUCCUUCGAUGUCUUCAAAGCGUGUCGUGACUAUUGGGGAUCCAGCCUCAAGGACAUGAUCAAGGGCCGCAUUUCAGGGGAUCGUUGGGGUCGGCUGGUGGUGCGUCCUGACAGCGGCGAUCCCACCGAGACGUGCGUGCAGAUUUUGUCCAUACUCUGCGAGCAGUUCAAAGAGGAUGUCGCUGUCACCAAUACUGGCCACAAGCUGCUGCCACCCUAUCUCCGCGUCAUCCAAGGUGACGGUGUGGACUUCGAAUCUGUACCGAAGAUUCUCGGCGCGCUCAAAGAUGCCGGCUUUGCCGCAGACAACAUGGUUUUCGGCAGUGGCGGUGCUCUGCUGCAGAAGCUGAACCGCGACACCUUCAAAUGUGCUUUCAAGUGCUCUGAAAUCACCGUGAAUGGAACGCCGCGCGACGUUUUCAAGGACCCCAUCACCGACAAGGGCAAGGCCUCGAAGAAGGGGCGCCUCACCGUCCAGCGCGCGGCAGACACAACAGGCAACGAAGAGGACAAGUACAGGCCACGGAAGGAUGAGAACGGCACACCGGGAGGAGAGGGAUUCCUUCACUACACGGCCGAUGGACAAUAUGUCACUGUGGCCAGUGGUAAGGGCGACCCCACCAAGGAUUUGCUUGUCGAGGUGUUUCGCGAUGGAGUUCUUCUGCGAGAUUGGACACUGGAUGAGGUCAGACAAAGAGCUGACAUUCCAAAUGGCCCGUUCUCUCAAACAGGCUAG